AGUUUGAAGGUAGGCAACAAGUGUGUGGUUACGCUCGGAUUUUUACUUGUUUUGAUUGGAAUAUAACCAUAAAAAUAUCUACAACUGUCCCUUACUUUUUUCAUAAACUGUACAGAAUGAUUUAUUCAUAGAAAUUUAAUAUUGGCCUCGAACAAACUCCGUAAUGCCCGACUCGGAAGUAGGUACAUCAGAAAAUAUCCAAGAAAGUGCAAGUGUUUCCAAUGUAAACACUUGUGAAAGAAUCAAAUCAGAGUCGGAUUUAACAAGUAGUUUAAAUGUCGAUCUACAGGCACGAACCAGAGGUAGACCUAAAAGUAGUAAAAAAGAUAAUGAGGUUAAACAGUUAAAAUCGCAAAGUAAAGGAAGAAAUAUAAAAUUUGAGUCAGUUAUUAUUAAAGUAAAUGACCAAGAAGUCUUUUCUAUUCCUGAAUAUCCUGAUGUUAAAAUUAAAGUUGUUAAAGGUGGUAAACACCCUUAUAUGUGCCCAAAAUGUGACCUAGGCUUCUGGACUAAGACUGCUUACGAGGCUCAUCAACCAGUUCAUAUUCUCAAAAAAGCAAAGCAACCUAUAAAAAAGUUCCGUUGUGAUAUAUGUGCGAAAGAGUUCAGCAAACUAUGUGAUGUAGAACGCCAUACUCGUGUUCAUACUGGAGAAAAGCCCUGCAUUUGCAAUAUAUGCAAUAAACGCUUUCAGCAAGCACACAAUCUCAGUAAACACUUGUUGACCCAUUUACACAUAAAACCAUUCUAUUGUGAAAUUUGUAACAAAAAAUUUGGAAGAAACGAUGUACUGAGAAGACAUUUGUUGACUCAUUCAGUUGACAAACCUGUCAAAUGUUCUGUUUGUCAUAGAGGUUUCAUCAGACAUUCACAGUUACUACAACAUAUGAGAAGAAAACAUCCACGCCAUCCUGUAGAAGAUGUUAGUGAAUCCUAUGCUGACCCAAAUGAGAGUGAUUCUAGUGAAACAAAGGAUGAUGGUUUUGAUAAUGAACCUAGUACUUCCAAGUUCAAGAAUAACAGUCAUGACAAAUGAGUUUACUGAUAGUAAAUGAUCUCUUUUUUGUAGUUUUAAGUGAAUAAUAUUGGAUGUUACUGGUGCUGAAGAUGACUUUAAGUUGUUGUUUUUGUGGGAAGUUCUUUUAGUAACAAAAAUAGUUUCCUUUGUGGUGCUAGACUUUUUUAUUGACUGAUUAGAGAUUAACGUCAAAAUAUACAAUUCUUAUAAAUUUCAGUACUUACAGAAUGUUAAUUUCAUAAUUUUAUGAAAUUUGAAGUUUUGUUUAAUAAUAUGUUAUUUUUAGACUGUAUUAUAUAAAUUAUACAAAUCUACACCACACACUUUAUACAUAUAUUAUGUCUACAAGUUAGUAUUUGAUUAUAAUUUUGAGGAUCAAUUUUUUUAUUUCAAACUGAAAUAUAUUGGGUAAAAAUGUGCCUUAGGUUUAGAGAUGUGUGUUUCCACUAAACACAAUUGUGAACGAAAUAUCAAUGUACAAAACCAAUUGUGUUUGGUGGAUAUGCAAUUGGGAAUUAUAUUUUGAUUUUAAAUAUUGUAUUUUAUACAAUUAUAUUUACAAGUUUAUUUUGGAGAUUAUGUAACUCUAUUCUUAUAAAUUGGGUGUUUCGUUUUUAAUAGAGCUUCUAUGUUUGUGAUUUUAAUAAACCUUUUUGUG
Molecule: messenger RNA, 1676 nt
Organism: Diabrotica balteata
Lineage: Eukaryota; Metazoa; Arthropoda; Insecta; Coleoptera; Chrysomelidae
Source: the annotation of a GenBank genome assembly